This is a messenger RNA of Sus scrofa (pig), 10449 nucleotides long. NCBI's taxonomy places the organism in Eukaryota, Metazoa, Chordata, Mammalia, Artiodactyla, Suidae. The record is from RefSeq and is a predicted model, not a curated record.
GCGCGGGUGGUCAGGUGCCUUCUCCUCACCUGAGGGCUGAAACAGCUUGAGAUUACAAGGUGGCCCCCUCCCCCCGGGUUACGGAGAGCCUCUGAAAACGGUCACACAAGUGUUGGGGGGAGGGCGAGGAACCUCCGGAAGCAACUUCCCCAAGGGUGUUGUGUGUUUGGGCCGCCCCUGAGAGUUGGGCAGGUCCUGAGGUGGCAGCCUGGCUGCUGAAGGCCUGCGGGCCCCCAUAAAAAGUCGCGUAAGGUUUUCCGAGGGAGAGGCCACUUAAGGACUUAAGGUCUGAAUGUCCUGGGGAGAAAGGCCCUUUUCUCUCUCCUCCUGUUUCUCCCUUCAGUCUCUGAAAGUCUCCUCACAGCAGGGGCCAAAGGCUGUGAGGGAAGAUACCUCUGUGCUGUAACUGAGCACCUGAUGUUGAUAAUCGUUGGAAAGGUUUAGUAAUCCAAUCUGGCAAAUUCCCUCAUUCAUUCAUCUGGUGUCCCUGGUGGAGGGUUAGUUUUCCGGGGAAAUUGUUGAUACAUCUGACUUCAGAACCCAUUGAAACAUUGUUACCCUCUUUCUAGACCUAGAAAUUGACUUUGGAAAGUGCAACUUGUACGCAGUCCCAUUUGGGUGUGUUGCUUUGGACUCUAUCUCCCCUCCCAGCCAGGUCCUCUUUUGGCCUCUCCCUUCCUCAGUUCCAGAACAGGAGAUGCCUUAUCUUUAAUCACUAACAAAUGUUCACUUUUUCUCUAUGAGUAAUAGAAUUGUUUAAGGGCACUUAGAAACAAAGUUAACAGCUUAGGCUGUUCCUUAAAACAGCUUUCCUAGGACACUUUAAACCUGCUUCCAAGAAAGUCUGAGGAAUGUGUUUAUUUCAGCAUUUUGAGAAUUAUGCUGGGGAAGUUUGAAAGGGGAAGGACCUUAUGGGUGAAAUCUAAUAGUUAUUCAAGUAUUGCAUCUCUUGUCCAGUCCAUAUUCCUGCAGUGUGACCUUUGCCUAGCCUCCUGGGCGACCAGUUUAGGCCUCCAUUCACAAAAUGUAUCUAAUUGACUGCAGAAGCCCUGAGACUAGAAAAAGUUUGCUUAUGAUAAUGAAAACGGAAGAGUUGGAUGAGCACACUGUUAAUUGUUGAUUUUUGUGGAAAUGAGGGGAAAGAGAAGCAUGCUCCAUUUAAGAGCCUAAGAAGCUUGGGAGUAAAAAGACGUAGUCUGGGAAGCAUUGGGAUUAAAGAGGCACUCCAAGCUUAGCUCCUGCUUCCAAGUAAAGCGUUGUAAACUUGGAUUUCAAUAGUACUUAGAAACACUUUACAAAAGCCACCUUAAUGUCGCAGAGUAUACUUGUGAAGCUUCUUACUAUUCUUGUUACAGAGCUGUUCAGAAACUUGCCAGAUAGGAGUCAAGUCAGUGUCGGAAUCAACAUGAAAAUCCAACAAGUGGAAGUUCAGAUGACUAGGCAUCGGGUCUCUGUCUUGCUCUUGAACAUUGCAGGCCUCAGGCAAAACCCAGAGACCACGUUUGAAGUGUAUGUUGAGGUGGCCUAUCCUAGGACAAGUGGCACUCUUUCAGAUCCUGAGGUGCAGAGGCAAUUCCCGGAGGACUACAGUGACCAGGAAGUUCUACAGACUUUGACCAAGUUUUGUUUCCCCUUCUAUGUGGACAGCCUCACAGUUGGCCAAGUUGGCCAGAACUUCACGUUCGUGCUCACUGACAUUGACAGCAAACAGAGAUUUGGGUUCUGUCGCUUAUCUUCAGGAGCGAAGAGCUGCUUCUGUAUCUUAAGCUAUCUCCCCUGGUUCGAAGUAUUUUAUAAGCUGCUUAACAUCUUGGCAGACUACACAACGAAAGGACAGGAGAGUCAGUGGAAUGAGCUUCUUGAAACUCUGCACAAACUUCCUAUCCCUGACCCAGGAGUGUCUGUUCAUCUCAGCGUGCAUUCUUAUUUUACUGUGCCUGAUACCAGAGAACUUCCCAGCAUCCCUGAGAAUAGAAAUCUGACAGAAUAUUUUGUGGCUGUGGAUGUAAACAACAUGCUACAUCUGUACGCCAGUAUGCUCUACGAACGCCGGAUACUCAUCAUUUGCAGCAAACUCAGCACUUUGACUGCCUGCAUCCACGGGUCUGCUGCGAUGCUCUACCCCAUGUUCUGGCAGCACGUGUAUAUCCCUGUCCUGCCUCCGCAUUUGCUGGACUACUGCUGUGCUCCCAUGCCCUACCUCAUAGGAAUCCAUUUAAGUUUAAUGGAGAAAGUCAGAAACAUGGCCCUGGAUGAUGUCGUGAUCCUGAAUGUGGACACCAACACCCUGGAAACCCCCUUUGAUGACCUCCAGAGCCUCCCAAAUGAUGUGAUCUCUUCACUGAAGAGCCGGCUGAAGAAGGUCUCCACAACAACGGGUGAUGGUGUGGCCAGAGCUUUCCUCAAGGCCCAGGCCGCCUUCUUCGGCAGCUACCGAAAUGCUUUGAAAAUUGAGCCGGAGGAGCCAAUCACCUUCUGUGAGGAAGCCUUCGUGUCCCACUAUCGCUCAGGAGCCAUGAGGCAGUUCCUGCAGAACGCCACACAGCUGCAGCUCUUCAAACAGUUUAUCGAUGGUAGAUUAGACCUUCUCAAUUCUGGCGAGGGCUUCAGUGACGUUUUUGAAGAAGAGAUCAACAUGGGCGAGUAUGCCGGAAGCGACAAGCUGUACCACCAGUGGCUCUCCACAGUCCGGAAAGGAAGUGGAGCAAUUCUGAAUACUGUAAAAACGAAAGCAAACCCAGCCAUGAAGACUGUCUACAAAUUCGCAAAAGAUCAUGCAAAAAUGGGAAUAAAAGAGGUGAAAAACCGCUUGAAGCAAAAGGACAUCACCGAGAAUGGCUGUGCCCCCACGACAGAAGAGCAGCUGCCAAAGACUGCGCCAUCCCCUCUGGUGGAGGCCAAGGACCCCAAGUUCCGAGAAGACCGGAGGCCAAUCACAGUUCACUUUGGCCAGGUGCGCCCUCCUCGGCCGCAUGUCGUAAAGAGACCGAAGAGCAACAUCACGGUGGAAGGCCGGAGGACGUCUGUCUCGAGCCCCGAACACCUCCCAGGACGCCCGCUGACAGUGUGGUACCACUGAGACUGUUGCGUCAUUGCAGAACCAGCCUGGGCAGUUCUCAAGCCUGUGUGUGUCUGUGUGUCUCUGUGUCCUGAGAGAUGCUUGGUGAUGCAGAAUUUGGAGAGAGGGCUGCCGAACUCGGGUGUCGGUUUAACUUUUGCUCUGCACAAUAGGACCGGGGGACUGGUGUACCUCUUUCCCUGGCAUGGAUUAUGAUUGCCCCCUUGUGGAGAAAAUGCCACAUGGCUUCAGAGGGCCUCAGAUCCCAAAGAUUGCUCCUUAGGGGGAUGAAAUCAGUCACUCUUCUUUACAGCCACCUCUUUAAAACUGGGCGACGUGUUUUAGACACCGUGCUGGGACACAGGGUCAUGGGCCUGUAGAUAUUGAAAUGCAAAUCCAGGUCAUCUUUGCAUCGCCCCCCAGACACCCCGGACCAACAACACUUCCCCGCCUCCAGAAGCGCGUCACCCGUGUGGUGGCCGGGGUCCCGAUUAGAGAGCUUGGGCUUCCUCACCACCUUUAUUUACACUGUUGCUUUUCUAGCCCAGUGCUAGCAGGUCACAUCAUCGGUGUAUGCAACGAGGCUGUGUCUGGCAACCCCAUCAUUCUGGUGAUUACCAGAACCGUCAGUGCCACUUUUUGUGGAGUUGUUGUUGUUGUUGUCAUUUUUGCAGUACGCCUUGUUUUAGAUUUCUUUUCGGGAAACAGUUGGGGUUAAAAUGAACCGGUGGGGCCGGGGGUGGGGGGGGCGCUAGUCUAGUGGGCUGGCAAACCGGCAGCGCUAGAAAACAAAUGACGGGUUCUCUGCGAUCACAUGUAACAGUGACCCAGGUCCCCCAGGAGACAGGGCCGUAUAUUUUAGGGCAUCAUUCUGAGAGUUCUGUUCACAUUUUUUAAUGUGGGGGGCAGGGCCGUUCUCCUGUAACACCCGUGACAUUUCUGGUGCAACCCGGGUGUUUUCCAGCAUCUCUUCCCAGGCUGCCUUCUCUCCGCACACACCCCCCACCCCCCGUUGUGCUCCUCCACUUCCAAAUGCCAUGUCACAACAGCACUUGAAUGUGUUUUUCUCAACUGUCAUCAGCUCCAGCUGGCAAGACCAACUUCUUGAAACACAGGAAGCAUCCAGCGGAAAAUAUUUUAAUAAAACAGACUCCUCAUAAAAUAUUGUUUUGGGGAGGGGGGAGAAACCAGCCCCACCAAUCUGUCAGCACUGCGUUGGGAGACACGAGAAGACAAGCCAGCGGACGGAGCCUCAUCCUAAUGGGCCUCCGUUGCCCAUGGUUUGGGGUGGGCACACGGACUCGGGGCCCGGCCCUUUAAUCUGGACUGGACUUUCUUGAAUCAUGGAUCUUUGUCUCCACUGGGAAUGUCAAAGUGCAUCAGAAACUGAGAGGGUUGGGGCAGCAGAAAGAGACGGAGGAUCUUUGAAGUUGAGGAAAAGAUUCGGUCUUCUUCCUGACUUCUUGCCCCAACCCUCACUUCCGAAAAGCACAUUAAAUAAUUAACUUUGUAGACAGCAAGAUGGAGCUGAUUAAGACUGAGAUGGUCCCACAGCCUCCGGCUCCAGCUCAGCAUCUCAGCGCCUGGGAUUCGCCCAGACCUGGUAGCACCACCGGCAGCUCUCUGGCCAGUCCAUCCGUCGAAGUCUGCUUCUUCCUUCAGAGUCCAUGUCCAUCUGUCCCUUCUCACAUCCUUUCAUUCAGCACACGCCUUCAAAAAACCUCCUAGGUAUGAGCGUCAUAGGAUUUCUAAAAGAGGCCCUAAGGAGAAUCCCAGUGCUGAGUUUUGUUUGCUUGCAUCUUCCCAAAAUAAAAUUUUUCCUGUCAAAUUUUCUUUCCAAUCAAAGGUGGGUGUCUAGCCCCAUAAACCAUUUGAUGGCAAUUGGAAAAGAAGAUUUCCAUGGAGAACAUUCCCUCUGUUUUUCAAUUAACAUUAGCUAAUUACUAUUCAGUGACCGUUUCUCCUCGAGAAGUAUCAGCUACCGUCGUUAUUAUUCAAAACGGGGCUGAUGGUGUGCCCCGAGGAUCCCCUAGGAUAAGAGGGUUAGGAGAGGUCAGACAGCAUGGGCUGGGGGUCAGAGGCCAGGUCAAUCACGGCAAGGACAGUGGAGCAUUUCUGGUGCGCCAGACCCCCUUAGGCUGGAAUCCAUUUCCCCUUCCUCAGAGUGGGAACUCAGGCUCGGAAAAUGUAUUAACCAGUGUCCCAGGGUCAUCCAGUCAGAGAGUGGCAGGGCCAGGACUUCAAAUGCUGCUCAGUUUCAUUCUCUCAAUGACACUCUGCUGUCCACGGGGGUCCGUUGUCAGCCUGGCUCUGCCCAGGGAGACGGCUCCAUGGCCCAAGGUGACUGGCUCCGCAUGUCACCUUCCUCUCGGGCUCCCUCUAGUUGGGAACCGGAACUGUUCAGUCCCCUUCCGGCCGGGGAAGCAGUGUUCACUGGGGCCAGAGGGUUUCUAUCUGAGAAGGAAAGAGAAGUAACAUUUAUUGAACAUCUUUGGAGGUUGUAAAGGGUAGGUGGUGGCUUUCUCAUUUAACAGAUGGGAAACUGAGGCCCAGAGAGACUUUCCAUAAGUUGCCCAAGGUCUCAGGGCUGGCAAAUGGAGAGGUCUUCCGUCUGGUGUCACAGGCCUCGCCCUUUCUUCUGCACCGUCCAGGUUUUUUUGUUAAGAAGCAGAUUAUGACAGUAAGCCGCUCUGAGUGGUGAGGAAGAGGGCGACCGCAGUGGGCAGUGAGGUCACAGGUCCCCACCUAUUCAAGGUGGGCUUUGGGUGUUUCACUAGGUGUGGGCCCCAGCUUAAUUUCCCUUCAGACGGCCAGAUAGAGGGCACCUUCCCAUGUGACGCAGGCUUAGAAAGAACCGAUAACAAGCUCCAAAAGGCAGCACUGUGCUCAGCAUGCCUCCCCCUCAGGACCUCACCCAGUGAGCAGACAGGGGCCAAAGGCAGAGGUUGAUCUACCGGUCCCCAAAUGCUUCUCUCUCUCUUUCGUCCACUGCCAUGAGGGCUGCGAGUUCGGCGGGAAGUAGUUACAAACAGCCCCCACCUUGUAAAACCUUCGCACGAACCAGAAGGGUAGGGCUGUCUUCUGAGUGGUAAUGAGGAAAGGUUUGCACUCAGUGUGGAUCUGAGACGUGCUGAGCCCAAGCUCUUUCCAUCACACCUUGUCCUCAAAAGGUGACACACAGAAUACCCUCCAGUCACCUGAGUCUUGACGGGCUGCAGGCUGGUUAUCAAGAGUUUCAUUGUGCUCAAUAAGAAUGUUCCAGAUUCAGCCACCAGGGGCCCCUAAACCAUUGCCCUGUCACUUCUCUCGCCAGAUCCAUGCAAAAAUCUACUCUUUUCCAGUAAUUUUGUUUGUUUGUACAAAUUACCCAACAGUCUGACAGACAAUCUAGAAGUUAGGGGAAAGAGACAGUUUAUUCUGAUUCCCAUUACGUUAGUUCAACUACUUAUUAGCAUUUCUGCAGAUUCCUGUCUGGCCUUUUUUCUAGAUAUAUUUUUCAGAGCCUCCAGUGUCUUUGCAAUAUCCUAUAGCACAGACUUGUUCCUUGUCCUUGAAAGUCCUGUUGGUGACCGCAGGAGAUCCCAGUGUGUGUGUGUGUGUGUGUGUGUGUGCGUGCGUGCGUGCGUGUGCACACGCACACGUGCCUACCAUGCCCCUCAUAUGGGUAGAUUGUAGAUUGUUGCAGGUUCUUACAAAUAUGAAAAAUGCCCGAGUAACUCUCCUUGUUUAAGUUGUUUCUUGUUUUAUGUCAUUAUAAAAACUAUCAUGAACGAGCACUGCAUCCUAAGCACCUUACAGUCAUUAUUUCAUUGACUCCUUGUGAGAAAUCCGGGGACAGGGGUAGGUACCAUUAGCUCUAUUUUGUAGAGGAAGUAGCUGCGACUCGGGGAGGUGGUCUCUGCCCUCGAUCCUACAGCUAGCUGAUGGCAGAGCUGAGCUUCAAGCAUGUCUCUGACGCCAAAGCCCAACCCUUAACGAGUCUCAUAGGCAGACCUCUGCUCUGUGUUGCUAAAUAACUUUCUGAAAGAAUUAUACCACUUUACACUCCCAUCAUUGCCGUGGACCCCCGGGAAUCUGAGAGACCCCGAAGAACAUGUGGCUGGUGUUAGAAAGCCUCUGGCCGCGGAGAGCCUCUGCAGGCUGUACUGGCUGGGCAGACAGUGUGUACACUGGGCGGCCAGCCCACGCUGCUCAGGGACUUGGAGAGUCCGCUCGUCUGAGUUGCAUUGUGUGACCCCAGCACCCAAAGCCCCAGAAGAUUAAAAUAAGAUCAGAAGAAACUGCCAGAAGCAUUUAGUGAGAGCGCUGCCCAAAGAUCAGUCUCAGAACACUUUACGACUGUAUCUCUUCAGGCCCGUUGCACACGUGCUCUGGCGGGUGAUGUGCGGCCUGCUGCCCUCUGUCCCCACCCCUCCUCUGUCUCCUGAGACCUGGGCUCAGCCCCGCCCUAGCUGAGGGUCACAACCAGAGCCCCUGUCCCUCCUACACAGCCCAGGGCUGCCCUGAGGGUGACUGCCAAUCUGAGACCUUGAGCAAGUCUCUGCCCUUUUUUUUUUUUUUUUUUUUUUUUUUUAAUGCAGUGCCUGGUAACAUCCCAAAGAACACGAUUUGGGAAACUGCCCACAGGAUUCCUGUCAGCAGUGACUGCUGCAGCCUCACCAUCUGACAGUCCCCCUCCCCCAUGAACGGCACCCUCCCUCUCCCCCAAGCCCACAAUGCCCAUCCACACACAGCUCACACACCUGGUCAUCUGGGAACAGGGCAGGGCCGUGUGACUCCAGUUUUGACUCUUCAACUCCCAGACCAGAGCCUCGCCAUGUCUGCUCAGGGAUAUUUACUGAAUGUGUGAGCAAAAGAGUCACUGAGGGCAGGUUGAAGCUUAGAGCCCAGCACCCUAGAGAUGAGGGAGUGUGUCAGUUAACAAUGACAGACGUGUAAAGAGGAGUUCCCAUUGUGGCUCAGCGGUAAUGAGUUAGACUAGUAUCCAUGAGGAUGCAGGUUCAACCCCUGGCCCCACUCAGUGGGUUAAGGAUCAGGCGUUGCCUUGAGCUGUAGCGUAGGUUGCAGAUGCGGCUUGGAUCCCACGUUGCCGUGGCCAUGACAUAGGCUGGCAACUGCAGCUCCGAUUCGACUCCUAGCCUGGGAACUUCCAUAUGCCUCAGGUGUGGCCCUAAAAAGAGAAGAAAAAAACAAAAACCCAAAACAUGUAAAAGCACCUGCUAUGUGCCACAUGUGAUUACCAUCUGCCCGGCCUGCCUUUCUAAGAACCAAAACUGUGAUCCUCCCUGGGAGCAAGUCUCCAAGAGGCCAGCUGGGCCCUGGGCUGUGGGCCCCAGGGGACAGGGGCAGCGGAAUGGGCACUACCUGCUGGCAAGCUGCCAGGACACCAGGCAGAAGGAUGCAGACCCAUCAAGCAAGGUGAGAGGUUCCUGCCCUGAUUUGGGCCCCUACCCCCUCCAACGGUGGGCUCUGGGUCUGGAGACAAAGCCAAGCCAGAAGCCAGGCAUGGAGCCUGAGCCCAGACUGGAAGAGCAGGAGCUGCCACAGAGGUGCAGCAGCCCCAGAGAACAUGGCAGCCCUGGUUUCCAGCCACUUCCGCUGCAACUCGGAAGGAGGGACUUUCCCAGGAGCUGUCGCCAUAAGGGGACUUAGUUCCAGCUACAGAGCCAAGCCUCUAGGAUGCCCUUGGAAAAUGUGCCCCAUCCUCAAGAUGUUAAUAAGCUCCGUCUCCUCUGAAAGGCUUCGCCAUCCCAACCAGCACCUUCCCCAUCCCAGACUCCACAUCAUCAUUUUCCAGGUGCCAGUUUCUGGCCCAGUACUUUGACAUUUGUCACCUUGAUUAACCUCCCCUGCUCCCCAAAAGUCUUCACAAUGAAAGCAUUGUUAGCGCAUUCAGCCACGGGGCGCCAAAGCUCUAACAAGUGGAAUAACCUGCCCUGAGUCUCGCACAUACACCCGGGUCUGCUGGGCUCCACAUCCGCAUCCACUGCUUUCUCACAUGAAGGGAGGGAGAGAGAGAGGAAGGAGGAUGGAUGGAUGGAUGGAUGGAUGGAUGGAUGGAUGGAUGGAGAGAGAGAGAGAGAGAUGGGUUGCUAAUUAGGUGGAUGGAUGAAUGUAGGUUGGAAAGGCAAAGGCACAACCAACUCAAGAGAAGGCAAUCAGGCUAGGAAAGCCAAUAAGGCCCCCCUGAUGCUUUCCCAGCCCCCGCAUCACCCCUGACCUUGCACAUGACCUCCAGUCCUCACGCCAGUGCAAAGCCCUGCACCACCUGGUCCCUCCCUGCCAGUCCCACCUCCCUCUUCUCUUGAAACCCUCACCCCAGCCUCAUGCCCCAUGCCCCCUCCUCCACCUCCAAGCCAUUGUGCAGCCCCUGCUGGACCCACAAUUAAAAGCUCAGCUCUAUGUCACCUCCCAAGUGGAGUCUUGGCCCACUCCACAACUGCACGCUGGCAGAGCAAGUUCCCAGUGGGGUGGGAAGGACCUGGCCUCACAUUCACCUGUCCCCACCUGACAGGAAGACGCCUUCUCAUUGGUGAUGAUGACUCAUUACAACAGUGAGUCUCUCGUGACACAUCUCUCAGUGGGUAUUCACGUGCCACAGGGGACAAAGAUCCCACAUCCUGCGGGUUCCCAUAUCUCUCUCCAGUUCUGCCUGGGAACAGCCCCGGCCUUGCAAUGGGCCACACAGGGAAUAGCCUCAGUGCAGCUUCCAGGGCUUUCUCGUGGGUCCUGCACCAAGUUUGUCUCCCCCAGAGACCCCACUCACUUGCUUCAGAGCCCUUCUCUGCUUUCACCCAUGCACGUGCUAAGGCUCGCUCUGGACCGUGGCCCCAUGUCAGGUGAUGGGGGGGGUGGGAUACGCAGAGUCUGCAGGCAGGGUGCUCUCAGAUCCUGAUGUCCUGUGACAUGCCCAGCUGGGGACCAGUAACCUUGACUGGGACGGUCUUCAAAGGCAGGAACCACCCUAUUCGCCCUUGAACACCUAGGGAGACCCUACACACGGUGAAGGGGCCCAGAAACUAUUUGCCGGCAGGAGACUGUGGUCUAUGGGUAGUGACUGAACAUACACAGGGCACCAGGAGAAGCCCUUUGCAAGUGUUUUCAUUCAAGAUUCACAGGACAGGAAUUCCCUUCGUGGCGCAGCGGUUAACAAAUCUGACUAGGAACCAUGAGGUUGCGGGUUCAAUCCCUGACCUCGCUCAGUGGGUUGGGGAUCCGGCGUUGUCGUGAGCUGUGGUGUAGUUUGCAGAUGCAGCUCGAUCCUGCAUUGCUGUGGCUCUGGCGUAGGCCAGUGGCUACAGCUCCAAUUGGACCCCUGGCCUGGGAACCUCCAUAUGCCGCGGGUGUGGCCCUAGAAAAGACAGAAAGGAAAAGAAAAAAAAAAAAAAGAC